AUGAAUGACGACCUGAAGUUGUUAUUCUUGAGAGACAAUCAAGAUGUUAUAUGUUUAUUGGAACAAAACAUAAACAAUUUAAUUGUCGAUAAAUCUAUAUUCACUAGUAUCAAUUUAAAUCGGAAUGAUAGAUUUGAAACGUUUCUCUCCACUGGCAAAUCAAUUUUAGAAUUAAAAAUAAAGAAAAAAGCAUAUGGUAUACCAUUGAAAGAAUUUGACAAAUUAAUCUUAAAAGUAUGUUCAAAAGAUACUUUGGAACUGUUUUACGACUGGUUGAAAAUCAGUAAGAAGUUGGUCCAGGACGAUGAUGAUGACGAUCGUCUACAAUUGUAUUACGAUGCCCACCGAGACCAAUUCUUGCAACAUCCACCAGAAGAAGAUCAAGAAGAAGAUGAUGAUUAUCCUCCGGAUGCUCAUUAUAUUCCUGCUCCUGUAAAUGAAUGUGGUAUUUUCCUGGCUAUGGUCAACGAUAUCAGUGACUCGAAAUCGGAUACUGCCAAGCGCACGCUGGAGAUGCUAAACUUGCUACUGAUAGUCUACGUUUGCUUCAUUGAGCAACACCACCAAGACCAAUCUACUAUUACCUUCCACGACCUCCACUAUAGGUACAACAAUAUUCUUUCCGAGUUUCGCCAACAAGAGAAAGAUCGUAUUAACCUUUUAGCAAAUGCUGCUAAUGCUGCCGCUGCUGCUGGAAACCAAUAUCAACACCGACAAUAUCAACAUAUUGCCCGUGUUGAUAACCAUCCAAACCAAAACAACAACCAACCAAUGGAACAGAGACAAAGAGCCACAAUUAUUGCCACUAUCUCAUACCAACUCCGGUUCGGUCCAACGUCGAUCGACAACCUGCAGUCAUUAUUAUUACAACCAUUGGGCAUUACAAACCAACAAAAAGAUCACCAUUCCUACUAUCGGUAUGACGAAGUAAGACCCGCAAUGUCAUAG
Molecule: messenger RNA, 948 nt
Organism: Heterostelium album PN500
Lineage: Eukaryota; Evosea; Eumycetozoa; Acytosteliales; Acytosteliaceae
Exons: 4
Coding region: 1-948 (315 amino acids)
Source: RefSeq, a predicted model, not a curated record